UCCUUUCCUUCCUGGAUUAGACGAUUUUACAGAAGGCAUAUUUCAGCGUGAAUUGCAAUAAUAAUGGCUAAAUUGCAUUCAAUGUCUUCUCUGAUCAAGUGAAGAAAAAGACCUCCUAAUUUUCCAUAUCAUAUAAAUCAAGAGAGAUUCACUGCGCCCUCGAGAACGAUCUUCGGGAGACUGAAAGCGAAAUUUAAGAUCGCUCCGCGAGCGCCAGCGUCACGUGAUUGUGAUCUCCGUUGAGCUUCAGCGAUCACCAAAUCCACGACCAAUCUCAGUCGCGACAGCUUCACCGGUGCUCUUGGACGCCAUCGCGCCGCGGGAUCUCGCCUGGGAGUGUCAAGAGAGAGAGAGAGAGUCCAGAGAAUGCCAGACAGUGCCGUGACCAUGUGCAAGAUCCCAGAACUCGAGGCCGAGGGUCCGGUUCUCUUCUACCACUCGCAGAGCUUCUAUUCCCAGAAAGUGCUUCUCGUGCUCCACGAAAAGAACAUCAGCUUCCUCGCGUACGAGGUCAAUGUGGCGGCCGGCGAGCAGUAUUCACCAUGGUUCCUCGACCUCAAUCCCAAGGGUGAAGUGCCUGUGCUGAAGAUCGGCUCGCUAGUUGUGCCGGAAUCGGCGCAGAUCAUCAACUACGUGGAGAGAAACUUCCAGCAUGAGCCUCAUCGGCGUCUCCUGCCGCGGGAUUUGUCGCCAGAGCAGGAGAAGAAGAUCCUGCGACUGAGCAAUCUGAUCAGCAAACUCCCCAUCGGCACCAUCAGCAUGGGCAGUUUCAUCCACGUGGACUUCUCGCCGCAUCCCAAGCCGCCAUUCAUUGCGCCCGUCAGGAGAUCCCUCGUCACCUCAGAUCGCGUGAUGAGUGAGAAUUUGAAGAGACAUGCCAAAGACAAUCCUAUCUACGCCGACGUGCUCCUACGCAAGUCCGACUUCUACGCCCGGAAGCGCGACAAUAUCUGCAAGCGGGAAGACUAUGUGAAGCUGCUGGAGCGACUGGAGGAGAUUCUGGCUGAAGUUGAGGCGGAAUUGCGCUCCCAUCCGGAUUGGUGGCUCUGCUCACCGCACUUCACCAUUGCCGACUGCUGUCUCGGCAUUCUCCUGUACAGACUCUAUUCCCUCGGCCUGGAGGAUCACCUGUGGACAGGCGGCAGGAAGCCACACACGGAGAGAUACCUGCAGCGCCUGUACGCCCGUGAAUCCUUCCUCAGUGCCAUUCCGUCGCGCAUCUCCACGCUGAGGACCAUGUGGAACAAGACGCCGGCCAACUACAAGCUGGGCGUGGGACUCCUGAGCGCCUCCUCGGUCAUUGCGGCCCUCCUGGCCAUGCGGAAGUAAUCACAGCGCGUGCCCACUUACAAUCGCUUUAUUCCUAAAUUCCUGUACAGUGAACAUGAGUCAAGUGUAACAAAAGGAUAACACAACAUUCCAAGGAGAAAAUAAAUUAAAAAGAAAUCGCAGGAAGAACAUGAGAGAGACUCGAUGUUGGUCAAUGUUGAGGAUUAGCCAUUGAAAAAUGCACUUGGAAUCUCUUGAGCGGAGACUUGAAAUGCAUUUCUCAUGGUCACUCCAAGCGCGUUGGAUGACUGUCUGAGAACUACAUUCUUUCCAGAGAAAAAGGC
Messenger RNA from Phlebotomus argentipes, 1613 nucleotides. RefSeq names its product ganglioside-induced differentiation-associated protein 1 (gene Gdap1). The record is from RefSeq and is a predicted model, not a curated record. The coding region runs from base 367 to 1329 and encodes 320 amino acids. Gene Ontology annotation, cellular component: mitochondrial outer membrane. Gene Ontology annotation, biological process: mitochondrial fusion; mitochondrial fission. The transcript has 3 exons. Lineage: Eukaryota; Metazoa; Arthropoda; Insecta; Diptera; Psychodidae.